AUGUCUGAACUUAUUUUCAUCACUGGAGCUACUGGCUUCAUUGGGGCCCAGACUGUGGAGAAUGCGCUGAAGGCUGGAUAUCGCGUCCGACUCAGCGUUCGGAAAGCUGAGCAAGAAGCCGUCGUUAGAAGCCGCUAUCCAGAAUUCCAGGAUCACAUUGAGACAAUUGUGAUUGCCGACUUGUCAAAGCCCGAGUCUUUCAAUACCGCUCUAAAGGAUGUUGACUAUGUUUUUCACAUCGCCUCUCCCAUGCCAAAAGAUGGAGGUGACAUCCAUCUUGAUUAUGUCGAGCCUGCUGUUCAAGCCACUCUAUCUAUCCUGAAAUCCGCUUUGGCUUUCGAGAAGAUCAAGAAGGUUUCCGUUGUGUCGUCAGCCCUAGCGCUUAGCCCGGUUGAUUCCUUAAUUAGAAAGGAUUUCAUCACAGUGAAAGAAAAUAAUGGAGAGGUUUUCCCAGUUGAUCUAUCAGCGAACUUCCCAGAUGGCUUCAUCGGAGGUGCAGUCAAGUAUACAGCCUCCAAAAUCUUGGCUCACCAAGCCACUCGAGACUUCCUGAAAAACAACAAUCCACAAUAUAAGCUCAUUACAAUUCACCCAGUCUUUGUCAUGGGUCACAGUUUGAUCCAGGAUACUGAUAAGGACAUCGGUGGUAUGAAUGCAAUGUUGUGGCUGUCUCUCUUUUCAGAAAAGCCAGCCAUUGGAAACGCAUGGGUCGAUGUUCACGAUGUGGCCGAAGCCCAUAUUAAGGCUUUGACCGCCGAUCUUAAGAGUGGAACUGAGAUUCUCCUCUCGACAUCUGCGCCGUGGGGUGAUGUGGCUUCCUAUGUAAAAGAGAAAUACCCCUCUCUCGGUUGCAAGUUGCAGCCUCCAUUUGAGGGAGGUUGGGACGUUGAAACUCCGACUGCUGAUAAGAUUCUUGGGCUGAAGUGGCGAUCGUAUCAGAGCAUCAUUGACGAUGUUGUGAACCAGCAGUUAUCCCUCAAGGCCAAGUCGUCUGUUUAG
Molecule: messenger RNA, 999 nt
Organism: Penicillium taxi
Lineage: Eukaryota; Fungi; Ascomycota; Eurotiomycetes; Eurotiales; Aspergillaceae
Product: dihydroflavonal-4-reductase
Exons: 2
Coding region: 1-999 (332 amino acids)
Molecular function (GO): oxidoreductase activity, acting on the CH-OH group of donors, NAD or NADP as acceptor
Source: RefSeq, a predicted model, not a curated record